CAUGAACAUGAAAACCGUGGUUGUGCUGCUCCUCCUGGCCCUGGCCACAAUCUUUGCCCUCGUCUGCGUGCUGCUGACCCGGGCACGGGCCCCCAGCUCCUGCCAGCAGCAGCCCUUGGCACAGGAGGAAGCGGACGACGGCCACAGCCGGGUCUUUGCCGACCUGACAGCCGAGGAGCUGGCCCAGGUGGUGCAGUACCUGCGGGUCAGCCUCGGGGUGCCGCUGGCUGAUGCAGCGCGUGCCAAACCUUCUGACAACUGCAUUGCCUCCGUGGACGUGCAGCUUCCGGCCAAGGCAGAAGUGCUGCGGUUCCUGGAUGCCGGAGGGGCUCCCCCGCCCCGCGAGGCGCUGGCUGUGCUGUACUUUGGGGCCCAGGCAGAGCCCAACGUCACCGAGUACGUGGUGGGCCCACUGCCGGCACCGAAAUACCACCGGGACGUCACGGUGCAGAAGUACGGGGGGAAGGUGCCGUACCACCGCAGAGCUGUCACUGGUGUGGAGUAUGCAGCCAUCAACGAGCUCAUCCAGAAGGAGCUGAGGAAGGCACCACGCUUCCUCGCUGCAUGCUGUGCAUCUGAUGGAACCGACCUGGCCACUAUCACUACUGCACCCCGUGGCCUCAAGUCCGGAGACCGCACCACGUGGUUUGUCCUCUUCCAUGGCGUUGCUGGCAGUGGUUACUUCGUCCUGCCUGUGGGGCUGGAGGUGCUGGUGGAGCAUGGGCCGCUCGAUGUCUCCCAGUGGUACCUGCGCCAGAUAUUCUACAAUGGACGCUACUUCCCCAGCACCGCUGAGCUGGAGAAUGCAUUUGUGACCAAGUCGCUGAAGGUGAUUGUGGUUCAGAAGCCCCAGGAAGACACGGUGCUGGGCUCCAUGAGACCCCUCCGCUCACCUGGUGCUCCGGGGCCACUUCAGUUUGAGCCCCAGGGGCCGCGGUACAGCGUCAGGGACAACCGUGUCACCUACCACGGCUGGAGCAUUGCUUUUGGCAUGAACCCCAACACUGGCCCACGGCUCUUCGACAUCCGUUUCCGCGGGGAAAGAAUAAUCUAUGAGCUGAGCCUGCAGGAAGCCUUAGCUCUGUAUGGCUCCAACUGCCCUGGGGGUAUGUCCACCCGCUACCUCGAUGGCAGUUUUGGCAUCGGCAGAUUUGCCUACGAGCUGGUCAGGGGUGUUGACUGUCCCUACAUGGCCACCUAUGUGGAUCGGCACUACCUGUCCGAGUCAGAUGUCCCCAGAACCAACCAGAAUUCACUCUGCAUUUUUGAGCAUGACACUUCCCUUCCUCUGCGGCGGCACUUCUCUGAUGCACACUCCUUGUACUAUGGAGGGCUGCGGAAGAACAUCCUGGUUAUUCGUGCUGUCUCCACACUCAUUAACUAUGACUACGUCUGGGACUUCAUGUUCUACAGCAAUGGGGCAGUGGAGGUCCGGGUCCAUGCCACCGGCUACAUCAGUUCUUCCUUCCUCCAUGACCAGGGCACUGACUAUGGCAACAGAGUUGGGCCACACACACUGGGGACGAUGCACCUGCACCACAUUCACUACAAGGUAGACCUGGAUAUUGAUGGGCAGCUGAACUCACUGGAGUCCCAUGACAUGGGGUACCAGACAGUGAGCAUCCCCUGGAGCCCAGAGAACACCCUGCAGCAGCCGUUCCUCCGCCGGGAGAGGCUGGAGAGAGAGAAUGAGGCGGCGUUCCCCCUCAAUGCCUCUCUCCCCCGCUACCUCUCCUUCACUGGCCCGAAGCCCAACCGCUGGGGACACCUUCGCAGCUAUCGAGUGCAGGUGGUCAGCUUCCCCGGGGAGCACCUGCCCACCAGCAGCCCCAUGGAGAAAGCCAUCAGUUGGGGCAGGUACAAGCUGGCUGUCACCAGGAGGAAGGAGGAGGAACCCACCAGCACCAGUGUCUACAACCAGAAUGACCCUUGGACACCCACUGUCACUUUUGCUGACUUCAUCAAUGAUGAAACCAUCGCUAACGAGGAUCUGGUCGCGUGGAUUUCUGUGGGGUUCCUUCAUGUUCCUCAUGCUGAGGACAUCCCCAACACAGUGACUGUGGGGAACAGUGUCGGCUUUUUCCUGAGGCCCUACAACUACUUUGACGAGGACCCCUCGCUGUACUCGCCUGACAGCAUCUAUUUCAGCAGCGAGCAGGGGAUAGGGGUGUGUGGAGCCAACCCCCUCGCCUGCCUGCCUGCAGCCACCUGUGCCCCACGCCUGUCACCCUUCCAAUACGGCGGCUUUGUCAACAUCAGUCUGGGCUCCCCAUUUGGUGGGCACUGAUGGGGUCAAAGAGGAGGACAGGUGCUGGCACAGACAGCCAGUGUCCAGCCAUUGGGCUGCAUUCCUGGAGGGCCUCCAGUGGUGGAGGGAGUGCAGCCAGCUGGCUGGGACCUGCCCUGCUCGCUUCCUCCUUCAGGUCACGGAUGUGAGGCUCUAUCCUACCGAGGUAGUCAGGUGCCUCUGUGGUGAUGGAGCUGCCCUUGGAGCUUUGCUGUUUGGUGACUGCUCCUCCAGGUGAUGCUGGGUGCCAGCUGCUGUGGCAGCACUGAGCGCUGGGAACAGUACUGGGGAUAAGGAUGCUGCACAGGAUGAACAUGCUGCACGAUGGCAGCCUGGUGCCCAGCUAGCUCCAAUAAAGAAGCACGUUAGUGCA
Molecule: messenger RNA, 2660 nt
Organism: Tympanuchus pallidicinctus (lesser prairie-chicken)
Lineage: Eukaryota; Metazoa; Chordata; Aves; Galliformes; Phasianidae
Product: membrane primary amine oxidase-like
Exons: 4
Coding region: 2-2287 (761 amino acids)
Biological process (GO): amine metabolic process
Cellular component (GO): plasma membrane
Molecular function (GO): quinone binding; copper ion binding; primary methylamine oxidase activity
Source: RefSeq, a predicted model, not a curated record